Molecule: messenger RNA, 1576 nt
Organism: Nanorana parkeri
Lineage: Eukaryota; Metazoa; Chordata; Amphibia; Anura; Dicroglossidae
Product: mesoderm induction early response protein 2-like
Exons: 11
Coding region: 307-1281 (324 amino acids)
Biological process (GO): negative regulation of transcription by RNA polymerase II
Cellular component (GO): nucleoplasm
Molecular function (GO): histone deacetylase binding; transcription corepressor activity
Source: RefSeq, a predicted model, not a curated record
AUCCGCUGGUUAUAUGCGGUACUGCGUUCUCAGCUGCUAUUUCGCUUGGAAACUCAGCCUGAUUUCUAGUCUUCGGGGGUCCACUGAAUAAAGGGGUUCAGAAUAGCUGUGAUCCUGGCGCAGGAGGAGCAAGAACCAUCCUGGGCCACUGGAGAUGUAGAGGAAGAGGAGCUGGCAGUCCAAGAUCUAUUUGCAUUUUAUGGCUAUGAAGCGUCAGACCCCUUACCUGAUAAUGAAGUAGAGAGUAGUGAAUCUGAAAGUACACAGCCAUUAUUCCAGGUUCAAGCAUCAUCUGAAACUGAACAGAUGUCUCCCUCUUUGGCUUCUGGAGGGUCUGCUGAUCUCUCUCCUCGUUUUGCAGAUUCUCCUGAGGACUGGACAUUGGAGUCUGAGAUCAGGUCUGAGGAAGUUUUUUUAGGAUCUGAGCCUCAACUCCCAUAUCUGAGAUACACUCCGACUGGUGGGAGAGAUUCUCAGGAUAAAGACCAGCUGCUUUGGGAUCCUAGUGUUCUCCCUGAACGAGAAGUGGAGAACUACCUGAUAAAAGUAGCAGAUUAUCAGCUUAGAACAGGGGACUCUUAUAAUCAAGAUGAAGGGAUUGUCAGAGAUGAUGAACAGGCUCUCUAUGAAUUGGUGAAAUGUAGAUUUCACACAGAAGAGGCUCUCCGAAGACUUCACUUUAAUGUCAAGGUAGUACAAGGUCAGCUGUGUGCUUGGAGUGAAGAUGAAUGUAGAAGUUUUGAGCAAGGGUUUCGGGUGUAUGGGAAAAAUUUCCAUCUCAUCCAGGCUAACAAGGUGCGCACACGGUCAGUAGGGGAGUGUGUCCAGUUUUACUACAGUUGGAAGAAGUCUGAGCGCUAUGAGCAUUUCACUCAGAGUCGGAUGGGGAGGAGAAAACAGCUGAUAAAUGCAGCAUCCUUAGAGUAUGAAAGUGAUGUGCCAAAUUCAAAAUGUCAGUAUGCACUACGUGGCUCUGUAUUCAACAAAGGGGUUGGAGCUGGACCCAAGAAAAGCUCCUCUCAGGACAAUACCUGCUCUUGCAAUAAAGAUCAGUUUCCUUGCAGACUUCACGCAUCCUCUUGUCCUAAUCAGGAGGAUCAGCAAUCUCUUGACCUGCACAAUGAAUCUAUCAGUCAUGAUCCACACCAGUCAGAACUACCCUCAUUACCUGUUGCAAAAAAGCAAGACCAUCCUUUGGAAGAGUUCAACAUGGCUGACUUAUCUCUUCACAGUUUCUUAUCAAGGCAAUCAUUUUUGUGCACUGGUUCUUUUUCCUCUUAAACAUUUGUCUCAUUUUCUACUUAAAGUUGCCUUUGGACUUAUUAUUCUGUCUAGCAGAAGAAAGCUUGUAUCAUUCCUUCUCUAUCAGCUGUUGGAUUAUAGAUGCUCAAUUGUAUCAACUCAGGAAGACAUAACUAACAAUACCAGAAAAUCUGGAGGCUUUUUGAUUUGAAGUAUUAAACUAUGUGCUGGAAAUUAACUUAGUUUAAGCAACUUGUAAUGUUGUUUUAUUUAAUUUAUUUUUUUUAAUUUAAAGUUUCUUCACUCACAUUUGAUACUGCUAGCACACACGCUU